UUAUAAAUAAAUAAGGCUCUUUGUACUUGACAGUACCAGGGUUUGAUUAUGUGAAAAGGCAAUGUUAGUGUGGACAGUUCCUGUUAUGACCAAUACCAGGGUUUGAUUAUGUGAAAAGGCAAUGUUAGUGUGGACAGUUCCUGUUAUGACCAACCGUACUGGAGACUUUCGAACAUCAAGGCGACAAUCGGUUUACACAUUAUGCUGUUGAAAAUUCUACUUUUAUUAGUUCUGUUGGAAUAUACUCUACAAGGACGUCAUGGACGUCAGUAUUACCGACACAAAGGUCACCAUAACCGACAAAAACGUCACCAUAACCGGCACAAUGGAGUACGAUCUUGGAGGCAUUCAAAUCGAUACAGAGGUAGCAAACCGACACAAUACUAUAGGUACGGACCAAGGAAACCUACUCUGCCGCCAUCUACAACUACAACUCCACCUGUAAUUACAACGCCACCUGGUGGCAGAGAUGUUCGUUUGCCGCUCAAUCUGUAUCCAGUUUUAUACGAACUUGAACUACAACCUUUUAUAUAUGAAACAAAUCCAACAGACUUCUAUUUUAUUGGAAAAGUUACGAUUGAAAUGGAAUGCAGACAGUCAACAAACGAAAUCGUUCUACACAGCAAUCAGCUUAACAUUACGACAAGUUCUGUCAGAAUAGAACCAAUGGCACCUGGACAAAAUCCAAUUAUUCCUACAAUAGAAUUUGAUACUGUCAAUCACUUCCUGAUUUUGAAAACAAAUACACAGUUAGUGAGCGGAUCGAACUAUUCUGUUUACAUUGAGUUUCGUGGACCUUUACUUUCUAGACCGCCUGGGUUUUAUCAAAGUUCAUACCAACGUGGAAAUGAUACAAUUUAUAUUGCCUCAACACAGAUGGCGCCAACCGAUGCAAGAAAAGCAUUCCCGUGUUUCGAUGAACCAGCUGUAAAAGCGAGAUUUAGUGUGACUCUUAUCAGAAAAAAACACUUGAUUUCCUUGUCGAAUAUGAACCAAAUCCGAUCCAAGAUCUUAGACAACAACUGGGUGGCAGAUCAUUAUGCAGUUACACCGUUGAUGUCAACUUACUUAUUAGCUUUCGUUGUUUGUGAUUUUACAUUCAAAGAAGAAACAACUGACAAUAAUGUAUUAUACAAAGCGUGGACUCGUCCAGAAGCAAUCGAUCAAACAACAUACGCUUUAGACGUUGGUGUCAGAAUUCUGACUUUCUUUGAGGAAUACUUUGCUACACCAUUUCCGCUUCCGAAACAAGAUAUGAUAGCAGUUCCAGCAUUUGCUUUUGGUGCAAUGGAAAACUGGGGACUGAUAGUCUAUAGAGAGACGUUCAUGUUGUACGAUCCUCUAGAUACAGCAGAGAAUUUUAAACAGUUUGUUACAAUGGUUACCUCGCAUGAAUUGGCACACAAUUGGUUUGGGAACUUAGUGACACCCUCAUGGUGGGACGAUAUAUGGCUAAAUGAAGGAUUUGCCAACUAUAUAGCAUUUGUUGGAAUGGAUUUCAUACAAAAAGACUGGCUGGUGCUCGACAAUUUUGUGGUCUCAAGUGUUCAUAAUGCUUUAAGCUUUGAUGGAGUAAUUUCCUCACAUCCUAUAUAUGUUCCUGUUUCUAAUACAGAUGAAAUUUUCCAACUAUUUGACAGUAUUUCCUACGAAAAGGGUGGAUCUGUUAUAAGAAUGAUGCAAUUUUUUUUGGGAGACGAAACAUUCAAAAGAGGUCUACAGCUAUAUAUUACAGAAAGAGCAUACGGUGUAGCAUCACGUGAUGAUCUGUGGGAUGCUUUAGGAAGACAAAGUAUAAUAGAUGGUAAGCCACAAAAGGUUCAUGAUGUUAAAAGAAUAAUGGACACCUGGACGUUGCAAAUGAACUACCCAACAGUUUUCAUGGAAAGAAUGGGAAAUGACAUAAAACUGAGUCAAUCAAGAUAUCUUCGGGAUAAAAAUGCUACUGAUCCUGGAACAUAUAACUCAUCUUUCGGAUAUAAAUGGGAAAUACCUUUCACAUUUACAACCCAAACUAAUAAAGAUUUUAACCAGAACGAUGCUGACAUAAUCUGGAUGGGAAAAGAAGGAACAGACAUUUUACUAUCAGGAAACAUAAGUGGUAAUGACUGGUUUAUAGGUAAUAUAAAACAGUAUGGAUUCUAUAGAGUAAAUUACCCAAAAGACAAUUGGGAAAAACUUAUAGAUCAACUAAAGAUGGAUCAUACGAUGAUUCAUCCUGUAAAUAGGGCUCAGAUAAUUAAUGAUGCAUGGAACUUAGCAAAAUCUGGUGACCUUAGCAUGAAUACAGCCCUGAAAACAGUUGAAUAUUUGUCAAGAGAAGACAGCUAUUUUCCUUUUUUUGCUGCCAAUAAUGAACUUGUAUAUGUCGGAAACAUGCUAGAAAGAACUGAGCUAUAUGGUGAUUUUUCGGCAUUCAUGAAGAAAGCAUUUUCAAUACCACUGAAUGAGCUUGGUUACAACAAUACUGGAUCUGGACAUUUAGAAAUAUUGUUAAGAAGAUUAGUUGUAGAAGGGGCAUGCGAUUAUGGAAAUGAAGAUUGUAUAAAUAAUGCCAUCAAUUCGUUCCAAAAUCUGAUGCAGGGUACUGGUCCCAUCAAUCCAAUUGAUGUUGAUUCGAGACAAAACGUGUACGAUACAGCAAUAAAAUAUGGAGGUGUGAAGGAGUGGGACUUUGUUUAUAACAGAUACAAAACAUCUAAUGUUGCAUCGGAAAAGCUGACAUCGUUAGUUGCCUUGUCUCAUAGCAGAGAAGUCUGGAUUUUAAGCAGGUUCCUACAAUAUACCUUAACAGACGACAUUCGAAGACAGGAUGGUUUCAAUGCCUUUCGUCUUAUUGCAAGAAAUCCAAUUGGUAGAUCUCUAGUGUGGGAUUUCUUAAGAGGAAAUUGGAAUGAUAUAUCAAAUCGUUUUGGAUCAGCUUCAUUUCUCUUAGGAGGGGUUACAGCCAAGUUUAAUACUGAAUUUGAUCUACAGUCGAUUCAGACCUUUAAGGAUAGUCUGCCAAAUUUAGGCAAUGCAGCAGCAGCAUUCGAUAGAGCAAUUGAAACAACAAGAGCUAACAUCAAGUGGAUGGAGAGUAACUUCCAAAUUAUAAAGGAUUGGUUACAGAGUCUAAAAUAGUUGGAAAAACAAUGUAGUUGCAUUUUUCAAUUAAAUUCACUGUCAAUAUU
This is a messenger RNA of Mytilus californianus (California mussel), 3173 nucleotides long. Its product is annotated as aminopeptidase N-like. Gene Ontology annotation, biological process: proteolysis; peptide catabolic process. The coding region runs from base 202 to 3123 and encodes 973 amino acids. Gene Ontology annotation, cellular component: cytoplasm. The transcript is spliced from 25 exons. The record is from RefSeq and is a predicted model, not a curated record. Gene Ontology annotation, molecular function: metalloaminopeptidase activity; zinc ion binding; peptide binding. NCBI's taxonomy places the organism in Eukaryota, Metazoa, Mollusca, Bivalvia, Mytilida, Mytilidae.